Vitrella brassicaformis is the source of this 1600-nucleotide messenger RNA. NCBI's taxonomy places the organism in Eukaryota, Vitrellaceae. The record is from the annotation of a GenBank genome assembly.
GGACCAGUGUCAUUCGAAUCAAUCAUCACAUGGAUGCGAUGCAUCCGAUGCGUCAAUCUGUACAAACAAAUGCACCCAUAUCCCUCCCCUCACAGCCCCACCCACUCCCACACUACACAGAAACACCCACGAGAGCAUAGCAUCUCUUCAUUGGCCUGGCCCGCCCAUCCCAUCGCAUCCCCUGCUCGCUACUCCGGCGCUUCUUGCCUCCACACCUUGAUCAGCCCAUCGGCAGAGGUCGUCAACAUGGCCUCCUUCUCAGCAUGGAACCGCACUGUGAAUAUCGCCCCGCCGUGGGCCUUCUCGUGGUGCAGCAGCUUGGGGUUGAGGAGGUCCCACACGCACAGCCGGUGGUCUUCCGACCCGCAGAAGAUGUGAGCGUCUGAGGGGUCGAGGACCGCCCUGACGCGGUACUUGUGGUUGGUGUGGCCGCGGUACGAGUUGAGCAGCUCACCCGUGCCCUUCUCCAGCAGACGGAUAGUGUCGUCUAGACACGUCACCAACACACAGUUCUCGUCGUUGGACAACGUCACGCUGCAACAAACAGCGAAGAAGGAGCGAUUUGUGCUGGCCGCUUGUCUAUCUCUCUCGGUGUGUGUGUGUGUGUACCUGCCGAUAGGGUGUUUGAGGUCGUCAGUGGUGAGCCUCCCCAUCCGCACGUCGUACCGCCUCACUCGGCCAUCGACGCUGCCCGUCAGGAUCUCGUCGUCAGUCACACACAGACUGAACCAACGAACGAACGAAGGAAGAAACACAACAGCGAUACAGAACCAUGCGCCGCUGUCUGAGUGUGUGUGGCUGCUCACGCGGUGACGGAGUCCUUGGCCUCUUUGAGUAUCUGGAGCGGCGCCCGUGUGUUUGACUUGAGGUCCCAGCACCGCACUGUCCUGUCCCAGGAUCCCGUGAUCAGCAACUCAUGGCUCGAGUUGAACUCACAGCAGUUGAUCUUCCCUGCAUUGCAAGGCAAUUAAGGUGGAAACAAUCGAUAGGAUAGCUAAUGGCUGGCACGGGAGAAAUGAAUGAGCUUCUGUGUGGUGGAUGCGAUGCGCAUGUGGCGUACCUCACCUUCGUGUCCCGUGAGGCGCCGUAUGACGUUGCCGGUGGCCACGUCCCACAUGAAGCCAAACUUGUCCCCCCCGACCGACGCGAACUUGGCAUUGUCGGGCGUCACCACCGCAUCAUUCACCUCGUGAUUGUGAGGGCCUGACGCCACACACAGACACAGCGAGUGAACUGAACCCAUGCAUACAUAGCAUAGUGAGCGAUGGCCUGCCUGCAUGUGAUGGGACUGACUGACUGACCCUUGUAUUCCUUGAUGAAGAGGCCUUUGUGUGGGUUCCACAGCCGCAGCGUCUUGUCCUGCCCACAGCUGAGGCAGUAGCUGCCGUCCUUGUUGAACCGCACGUUCUGCACAGACCCCUUGUGCCCUCGCAGCGUCGCGGUGCUCUUCCAUGGCACGAACUCGCUGCUCAUCGAUGCAUCACACACACACACACGCGAUGGAUGGAAGCGGCGAUAUGAACUCAAAGCCAAAUAAGCACCAACUCCCAGAGAUCUACGGGAUCUAAGCCAGAGAAAGCGCUCAAGCGGUCAAGAGCGG